This is a messenger RNA of Photinus pyralis (common eastern firefly), 924 nucleotides long. RefSeq names its product charged multivesicular body protein 2b (gene CHMP2B). Gene Ontology annotation, biological process: late endosome to vacuole transport; endosome transport via multivesicular body sorting pathway; protein transport. Gene Ontology annotation, cellular component: multivesicular body; ESCRT III complex. The transcript has 5 exons. Lineage: Eukaryota; Metazoa; Arthropoda; Insecta; Coleoptera; Lampyridae. The record is from RefSeq and is a predicted model, not a curated record. Bases 128 to 754 code for a protein of 208 amino acids.
GUUUUAUCCGCCUGAUUGUAGGCAACCACUCAAUCGUCAAAAAUAUAAAUAGUUCAUGAUCACACUUGAUAAUGAGAAUGUUAUAAUUUAAUGUUAUUGUCUAAAACGUAUUUCCAGCGUCAACAAAAUGUUUAAUUGGUUCUCCAAACCGGAUCCUAAAGAGGAACAGCGACAAGCGGAUCGUCAACUACGGAAGGUGACUAGAGAUAUCGAACGUGAACGUAGACAUUUAGAAGAUGAAGAAAAGAAAUUGGAGCAGGAAAUUCGGCGGCUAGCCCAACAGGGUAACAAUGAAGGUUGUAAGUUACUCGCCAAGCAGUUGGUGCAACUACGCAAACAGAAGGAGAGAACUUAUACGGCAACAAGCCGAAUCCAAGGCAUUGGGCAGCAGAACAAGGCGAUGGGCGCGAAUUUGAAGUUGGCCGAUGCGAUGAAAGUGGCAGGCGACACCAUGUCGGAUAUGAACAAGAUGAUGAAGCCCGAACAGAUAGCAGCUAACUUAGACGUCUUCAAAAAGGAGUCGAUGAAAAUGGAUAUGACUGAUGAAAUGAUCAAUGAUACUUUGGACGACAUGCUUACCGAGUCCGGUGAUGAGGCUGAAAGUGACAACAUCGUGUCUCAAGUUCUUGAUGAAAUCGGUAUUGAGAUCAGCGGAAAGAUGGUGAAUGUUCCUGCAGGUAAGAUAGGAGAGGGUUCCAAGUCCAGUAUAUCCGACGCAGAUCUUGAAGCUCAACUGGCGAAGCUUAAAGGUUAAGAGAUUUUGCCAGAAUUGCUAGCUUAAUCCGUCCCCAAGUGAGGGUUAUAAUAUAUUACGCACGAUUUUUUAAUAGGGGUCAAUAUUUAUUGUAACAUACUGUGUAUAUUUUUUUAUUCUCUUUUGCUUGUUAUUUUUGAAAACAGAAUCUACAGAGUAUGUGUUUUUCA